AUGGCACAAACAAGAACCGAGUCAGAUGCUUUCGGCAAUGUAGAGGUCCCUUCGGACAAAUACUGGGGAGCUCAAACUGAGCGUUCGUUGGAGAACUUCAAGAUCAACCAGCCUCAAGAUCGCAUGCCUCCUCCUAUCAUCAAGGCUUUUGGUAUCUUGAAGGGUGCAGCUGCAACUGUCAAUAUGCAAUUUGGACUUGACCCAAAGCUCGGAAAAGCUAUCCAACAAGCCGCUAAAGAAGUCGCAGAUCUGAAGUUGCUCGAUCAUUUCCCUCUUGUCGUUUGGCAAACCGGCUCCGGUACCCAGUCGAACAUGAAUGCUAAUGAGGUUAUCUCGAACCGGGCUAUUGAAAUCUUGGGCGGAACUAUGGGAAGCAAAAAGCCGGUUCAUCCCAACGAUCACGUUAACAUGUCAGCCUCUUCAAACGAUACCUUCCCUACUGUUAUGCAUAUUGCUGCGGUCCUCGAAAUCGAAAAUGAGCUCCUUCCCGCAACCAAGUCCUUGCGAGAUGCUCUCCAAGCUAAAGUGGAUGAAUUUCAAGCAAAGAACAUCAUCAAAAUUGGACGAACCCAUUUGCAAGACGCAACACCUCUUACCCUCGCCCAAGAGUUUUCUGGAUAUGUCGCACAACUUGAUUAUGGUAUCGAGCGGGUCGAGUCGUCUCUGCCCCACCUCAGACUUUUAGCACAAGGAGGAACUGCUGUAGGUACUGGUAUUAAUACUUUCAAGGGAUUUGCAGAGGCUAUCGCCGAGGAAGUUACCAAGAUGACCGGCACACAAUUCACCACUGCACCUAACAAAUUUGAAGCUCUUGCCGCUCAUGAUGCCAUUGUUCAAGCAUCUGGCUCCCUCACUACCCUUGCAUCAUCUCUCUUCAAGAUUGCUCAAGAUAUCCGAUACCUGGGAUCCGGUCCUCGAUGCGGUCUCGGCGAGCUUGCACUCCCUGAAAACGAACCUGGAAGUUCCAUCAUGCCUGGUAAAGUUAACCCAACUCAAUGCGAAGCCAUUACCAUGGUAUGUGCCCAAGUGAUUGGAAACGGUACUGCUACAACUAUUGGUGGUAUGAACGGACAGUUCGAGUUGAACGUCUUCAAGCCAUUAGUUAUCAGAAAUUUGUUACACAGUGUUAGAAUCUUGAGUGAUGGAAUGAGAAGCUUUGAGAAGAACUUGGUAGUUGGGUUACAAGCCAAUGAGGAGAAGAUCCAAAGUAUUUUGAAAGAAUCUCUCAUGUUAGUCACCUGCCUGAACCCAAAGAUUGGUUAUGACAUGGCUAGUAAGGUAGCCAAGAACGCGCACAAGAAGGGAUUGACUUUGAAAGAAUCGGCGAUGGAGUUGAAGGCUCUCAGUGAAGAGGAUUUUGAUAAGUUGGUUAGACCAGAAUUGAUGGUUGGACCAGAGGAUUACAAGAAAUAA
Messenger RNA from Sclerotinia sclerotiorum 1980 UF-70, 1413 nucleotides. RefSeq lists its product as hypothetical. Lineage: Eukaryota; Fungi; Ascomycota; Leotiomycetes; Helotiales; Sclerotiniaceae. Bases 1 to 1413 code for a protein of 470 amino acids. The record is from RefSeq and is a predicted model, not a curated record. Gene Ontology annotation, biological process: tricarboxylic acid cycle; malate metabolic process; fumarate metabolic process. Gene Ontology annotation, molecular function: fumarate hydratase activity. Gene Ontology annotation, cellular component: tricarboxylic acid cycle heteromeric enzyme complex; mitochondrion. The transcript has 3 exons.